UUUACUUAAUUGAAGUAUUUAUUACAAAUGCGCUUGUUAAAAAGCUGAAAGGUAUAAACUGGACUCUUUUUAUCUCAGUCAAAUACGAUAAUGUAUGUGUGAAUAAAACAAUUAUAAUAAAAGAGUGUGAUACACCCAUUGUUGAGCUGCUGGCUAUCGACGAGAAUGUUAUUGACUGUGAAGUGUCAGCAAGUAUUGUAUUACCUUCAAAAGAUAAUUUAAUUAUUUUAUUAUUGAGUACUGUAAUUGUGGACAUUUCAUAUCAUUUCGAAAUGGUCAAAAAACCGAAAAAUGUCAGCAUUGAAAAAAUGAAUUGUGAAAUCGCAAAGAGCUACAAUCUUGAACUAAAACUCGAAAGCAACAAACAACGUUUACUAGAAUACAAGUUUUUAACGAAAAUUGAUGGCAAAGAGUUUUUAAAAUGGCUCAUUCAAAACUGCUAUCACAAGAUGGAUCUGGAACUCUUUUCCGAAUUUGCUAAUGAUUCGAAAACCAAUGUCGUUAUAAAAUUUUCAACGGGGGUUGAAAAGCACUCUGUCACUUUCAAUAAAGAGACUAAAGUAGCGACUCUUAGAAGUAACGUUUCGGAUUUGAAAAGGUUAAAGAUUUAUUUCUGGAACGACAAUACUGUGGACACAGGGGAUCGACCUAAAGUGAUGGCAGCUUUAAAGAAAAUUAUGGCAGCGUUGAAUGCAUGUGGGGACAUAGAAAAAGCACGCAGUUUAUAUAAUCAGCUAAGAAGUAUAUGGGCGACAAACUGAAGAAGAAAAAUUAAACCUCUAAACACGGAAUGCCGAAUUAGCCGGACUGCUUUGAAAUUUCGGCCGAAAUAUUUGUAUAUUUAAAAAUACUGCCUCCGGAAUGAGAAAAGUUGAUUUUUGUGUAUUUUGUGUUUGAAAUUGAAAAAUUUUAGCUAAUUUUUAGCAAAUAAAUCAGUAUGUUUUCUAAUGUUUAA
Molecule: messenger RNA, 955 nt
Organism: Dendroctonus ponderosae (mountain pine beetle)
Lineage: Eukaryota; Metazoa; Arthropoda; Insecta; Coleoptera; Curculionidae
Exons: 2
Coding region: 273-761 (162 amino acids)
Source: RefSeq, a predicted model, not a curated record